UUGGAAUUCUGCAAAUAAAAUUCAUUCCUGUAAUAAUAUCAAUUAUAAUUGCCAUUUGGUUGCGAAAUUGCAGCUUCUUUCUUCUCUUACGCAAGCCAGUUCUUCGUAAAUGCGUAAUUUUAGAACGGUAAUUGUCAACGUUUGUACUAAUGAUCUAACUCCUGUCUCUUUUGCUCACUUUUUACGCUGCUCGAUUCUGUAGCAGAGGAUGACACCGAAGAUCAAACGGAGCAAAAGUUUUCCCAACGAGAGUGAGACGACAGAUCACGCAGCUGAGCUUGAAGACUUGCUUUCUUCGAGAUCAGGACUGACCGAAACCUCGACGAACAAACCGGAGAUCGACGAGGACGAGGAGGAGGAUCACUGGAAAGACGCUUCUCCGAUGACGCCGAUUUGCAGUCCAGUACGACGAUCUGCCAAACUCCAUCGCGACAAAAGAUCUCCGACCAGAUAUAUCGAUGUCGAUAACGACGUCGAGAUCAUUCACGAAUUCUAUCCUACCACGUCCAAAACAAUGCGCGAGGAGACGAGUAUCGUGUCGUAUGGCGGCACGAUAAUCGUGGAAACGACGAGGAUUCCCAGGCACACUAAGGAUGUGCCGACGAGGAUGGAAAAGGUGGCUCCAAAGGUGAAAUUAAAGAAGCAAUCAUCCUUGGAGCUGGAUCGCGUACCUCCCGUUCAGGAAGAGCCGUCUUCCAGUGCGGAGGAUACAUCCAGGGUCACCAUGACAAUGAGAUCGGUGCGAGAAACGGAUCAAGAACGUAGGAAAAGCCUGAAGCGUCAUAGCAGCGUAGAAUCCGAAGGACGAACGUCCACGUCGAGGGAGACAUUGGAGAAGUCGGAUACAUCGUCGGAAAAAGGUGCUAAGAAGAAGGUCUUCAUGGAGAAGGGAGAUGGUAAGAAGCGAUCGAGAAAGUCGGGAAAAAAAUCCAUCAAGACUGAACGGAAGAUGGAGGAAGAUUCGUCGAGACGGAAACACGAAGGCGAAGAUUUUGCGAAGAAAGACGAAGAGACUUAUCGACGAUCGAGAGAGGAGAGCGUCGGCCUCGAAACUGCAGAGCUCUCCGUUCCCGAAGUCAUAGAUGAGCAACGAGUCAAACGUCCAUCAGCUAUUAGCAAAGAGGAGGAAACCGUGAGCCUCUCAACGACAAUCGAAACGUCCAUCGUAUCUACAAAGAGGAAAGAGAGCCUGAAAAGUGUAUCUGAGGUGGUGGAAGAAACGAAAGAUUCUCUGAGAGACUCAAAACUCGCAAAGGACGUCAAGAGACUCUCGGAGGAUAAGAAACAACGGCCAACUCUCGAACGAGUAGCCGUUUCAGAGAUUCGGCAACCCGAACCGGCGGCUCAGCAAUCCACGAAACGACCGAGCUCGUUGAGAAAAAGGAGAAACUCCUUCUCCAGAGAGUCCUCAAGAGAAUCAUUGUUGGAAGAGAAAAAGGGUGUCAGAAUUCAAGAGGACGUACAGGAGAUCUUCUUUGAUGAUACGAGCGACCAGACAGCACUGUCUUGUUAUUAA
This is a messenger RNA of Acromyrmex echinatior (Panamanian leafcutter ant), 1516 nucleotides long. Its product is annotated as inactivation no afterpotential D. Gene Ontology annotation, molecular function: protein binding. Lineage: Eukaryota; Metazoa; Arthropoda; Insecta; Hymenoptera; Formicidae. The record is from RefSeq and is a predicted model, not a curated record.